CAUCCUCCCAUUUCCGGCACGAGCCACCUCCGCCGUCGCCGCCUUCUCCCGCGCUCAUCUCCAGCCAGCGUCCCGCGCGUACGCCCGUCGUCGUCUCUCUCCCUCUUCCUGCAGAUUCUCCCAGAAACGGGAGAGGCGAUCGAGCGAUGGGUCUGCAUGCCCGCGUGGCGCUGUUCGCCGCCGUGCUCGCCGUCGGCCUCUCCGCCGCCACCGCCGGGUUUAUCUCAAAUGAGGCGGUGGGACACGGCGGCGGCGGAGGAGGAGGGGGAAGGAGCUUGCUGCAGGCGAAGAAGGAGUGCCCGGUGAACUUCGAGGAGGCGAACUACACGGUGAUCACGAGCCGGUGCAAGGGCCCGCUGUACCCGCCGUCGCUGUGCUGCGAGGCGCUCAAGGACUUCGCGUGCCCCUACACCACCUACAUCAACGACGUCCAGACCAGCUGCGCCGCCACCAUGUUCAGCUACAUCAACCUCUACGGCAAGUACCCUCCGGGCCUCUUCGCCAACACCUGCAAGGAGGGCCCCCACGGCCUCGCCUGCCCCGAGGACACCCCCCAGGUCAAGCCCGGCGAGGAGAAGGCCGACGCCGCCUCCUCCGCCGCCACCAUCGCCGCCGCCGCCGGCGUCACCGCCGUGUCCGCCUUCUUGAUGCUCGUCGCCAUGUCCUGAUCGGCCCGUCAUAUGUGUAUGAUCUCGAUCAAAUUAAUUAAUUAACAUGUUCUUUCAGCUCUCGAAAUGUGGAUGGUAAUCAAAUUCAGGCUGGAGAUUUUUCCUGCGAUCUAAAUGCAUGUUUAUCGAUGCUAGAGAGAAAUACGAACGUUGACAUGGAAGCUGGGAUGUUGGAUUUGAAAUCCAUUUCCAAUUUUGAUUUAAUUCAUAUAAGAAACAAUCAUGCAAUUUUUUGUAUGGUGCAUGUGUGGCCUUGUAUAUAAAGCAGAGAAGAUGCAACUACGAACGUUAUUAUGAAGAUAUAUUCUUCCAAGGCCAUAUAAUGCAUAGG
Messenger RNA from Oryza brachyantha (malo sina), 999 nucleotides. Its product is annotated as GPI-anchored protein LLG1. The transcript is spliced from 2 exons. The record is from RefSeq and is a predicted model, not a curated record. Lineage: Eukaryota; Viridiplantae; Streptophyta; Magnoliopsida; Poales; Poaceae. Bases 147 to 668 code for a protein of 173 amino acids.